UACCGAUCUGCCACUGUCGGAGGGGAACACGGGUCCUAGGGUUGGUGGAUCGGUUCAGCAAAAUGGCUUAUUUUGUCCCCCUGCCCAGGUUACAGUCUGCCAAACAGACCACCCAAAUACUGUUGGAAGUGGUGUUUUGUUAUCACAGGCUGCCAUGGGAUAUCGUGUCCGACAAGGGCCCACAAUUCGCCUCAGCCUUCUGGAGGAGUUCUGGAGGAGUUCUGCCGCCUCCUGGGAGGCUCGGCCAGCCUCACGUUCGGGUUCCACCCUCAGUCCAACGCACAAGCGGAAAGGCUGGAAAGGAGGUCUGUCGCCUUUCAACUGCGUGUUCGGGUACCAGCCACUGCUAUUUGGAGAAGAGCGUCUCCUGCCCCGUCAGCUUCCGCCUGCAUUCAGCAGUGUCACCGGGCCUGGGCCAGAGCCUGCGCCAGUCUCCUCAGAGCGGUUGUCGUACUGGGUCGGACAGCAAGUGUGGCUGUCAACAAGGGAUAUGCCACUCAAGGUGGAGUCCCUUAAGUUGGCUCCCAAGUUUAUCAGGCCAUUCCCAGUUGUCAAGGUAAUCAGUCCGUCAAUUGUCCGACUCCGUCUUCUCAGCUCCAUGAAGGUCCACCCCACUUUCCAUGUCUUGCGGGUCAAGCCAGUCCACAAAUGCAUGUUGUUCCAUGCCCCCACUCCGGCUCCUCCCCGGAUAAUCGAUGGGGGUCCUGUCUACACAGUCCCUCACCUGCCUUCGGUUCCAUCGGCGGGGCAGGGGCCUCCAGUACUUUGUAGACUGGGAGCGACAUGACGUGUUGGCGCGAUCGUGGAUACCUGCCCGAUGGAUCACGGACCUGGGUUUGACAGCCGACUUCCAUCGCCUCCUUCCAGAUCAGCCAGCCUGGCGGAGAGGCCGCCCAAGAGGGUCUAGCAACGUUCCGGGGCAGUCGCUCAACCCACCUGUCGACCCGAGGCCUCAGUUGCCUCUCGCAUCUAUAUGUCCCCCGGCCGGACAGCUGAGCUGGUGCCACCCGAAGAUAGGUCUGGGGCGUUUGGACCGCCCGACUCCGAGGACGAGGCAAUGUCGGUGGUGUCUCUGGAUGUCGAUGCCAUGGACACGGAGGGCUCAGAGGAGUACUGAGUCGCUUUUCAAUGGACAGUCAAAACAUCUUAAAAGAAAAAAAACCAUAGCCAAAAACUGCAAUACAUCAUCACCAAAAUUUAUGAGCACAUCCAAGGCUCCAGACGAACAUUUUCUACUCGGAGCAUGGCAGAC
Messenger RNA from Syngnathus acus (greater pipefish), 1252 nucleotides. RefSeq lists its product as uncharacterized. The coding region runs from base 155 to 787 and encodes 210 amino acids. The record is from RefSeq and is a predicted model, not a curated record. The transcript has 2 exons. NCBI's taxonomy places the organism in Eukaryota, Metazoa, Chordata, Actinopteri, Syngnathiformes, Syngnathidae.